ACGAGUUAAAAGUAGAAAAUGAGGAUUCCAACGGAUUCCUAGGAAAAAUGUUGCCCUCCUGCUUCAAGUUCUAUCUUUGAUCCAGGGUGAGGGGAGCCUGUCUGCCAGUCUGCUAAGGAGGCUGCUUUUUCCCCCUCCUCUCCCACCUCUGUUUUUUUCCAACUUGCUUUAGGAUUAGCCUCCAUCCCUCUCGACCCCAAACAGUGGAAUUUGGCUGUGCCUCGGGUCGUCUUGCUUUGCAAUAUCGCCUAUAGUUGCUGGCGGUUUUCCGCCGAGGCUGAGCCGUUUGCUCCAGCCUCCGACUAAACUCAUUAAGUUGGGAGAUUUUUUUCAAUUGGACGGGUGUUUUUAAAGUCUCGUCUUUCCAGCCCCAAACAAGGUGUAACAACGCACUCUUCCUUCUAAGGAAUGAGAUGAGAGACAAGGAUCACUCCAGACAUCUCCUACCUACGGUUUGGGGUUUUUUUUCUUAAAGGCGAGGCUCGCAUUCCUCAGCAGCUAUGUACAAAGCUCCCUGAAACCUCGUCUCUCUAAAGUUAGUGUGCAGGGCUUUCCAAGGCUGAGAACGCCUAAUACAUGGGGAAGCACUUCCUUGAGGUGGAAGGUCUCUCCCUUCACCUUUCCUCUUUUUCCCUGCAGGCUAGUGCCUACUUUUUAUCAGUUUGCACAAUCGCUUAGAUAAACACCGAGGAGGAGAUUCUCUUUAAUUAUCAAAGACACAUCUUUUCAGGGGGCCAACAAAGCGUUUAUUUCACCCGCCAAACUAAAGGAGAGUUAUUCCAGUUUAGAAGGAAGAUGCAAGCGGUUUGGGACCUUGAACAAGGCAAAUAUGGUUUUGCGGUGCAGAGGGGCAGGAUGCCGCCCACCCAGCCAACCCACGGGCAGUUUGCGCUGACCAACGGGGACCCUCUCAACUGCCACUCGUACCUGUCCGGAUAUAUUUCUCUGCUGCUGCGCGCCGAGCCCUACCCCACGUCGCGCUUCGGCAGCCAGUGCAUGCAGCCCAACAACAUCAUGGGCAUCGAGAACAUUUGCGAACUGGCCGCGCGGAUGCUCUUCAGCGCCGUCGAGUGGGCCCGGAACAUCCCCUUCUUCCCUGACCUGCAGAUCACCGACCAGGUGGCCCUGCUUCGCCUCACCUGGAGCGAGCUGUUCGUGCUGAACGCGGCACAGUGCUCCAUGCCUCUCCACGUCGCCCCGCUCCUGGCCGCCGCUGGCCUACACGCCUCACCCAUGUCCGCCGACCGAGUGGUCGCCUUUAUGGACCACAUACGGAUCUUCCAAGAGCAAGUGGAGAAGCUCAAAGCGCUGCACGUCGACUCCGCCGAGUACAGCUGUCUCAAGGCCAUAGUCCUGUUCACCUCAGAUGCCUGUGGUCUCUCUGAUGUAGCCCAUGUGGAAAGCUUGCAGGAAAAGUCCCAGUGUGCUUUGGAAGAGUACGUUAGGAGCCAGUACCCCAACCAACCAACGCGAUUCGGAAAGCUUUUGCUUCGCCUCCCUUCCCUCCGCACGGUCUCCUCCUCAGUCAUAGAGCAAUUGUUUUUCGUCCGUUUGGUAGGUAAAACCCCCAUCGAAACCCUCAUCCGGGAUAUGUUACUGUCCGGCAGCAGUUUUAACUGGCCGUAUAUGGCAAUUCAAUAAAUAAGAAAUCAAAAUAAGAAGGGGGAGUGAAACAGAGAGAAAGAAAAGGCAAAAGACUGGUUUGUUUGCUUAAAUUCCUUCUGUUAAGAAAGGAUAUAAAAGGAUGUUACAAGUUUGCUAAACGAAGAGAGGGGAAGAAUUUAAUGGACUGUGAAUUUCAAAAAAAAAAAAAGACUGUCAAAUGAACUUUUACAGAAUGCAUUAAAAAAAAAAAACUCCUGUGUCGGUCAGAACAACUUGCUACUUAUCAUUUUUGUAUAAAAAGGAAAUUAGUCUUUUUCUUUUUUUGGUAAAUUUUUGAAAAAUAUUGCUAAAAGUGCAUUUAAGGAGAUUGGGAGAAAAUUAGCAGAAUGGAGAAAGUAAGUCUUUUUUUUUUUUUCCAAAUUAUUAAUUGUCCUGUGUCUAUGUACCUCUAGCUGUUCUUUUUUGUACUUUUCUGGUUCCAAACCAGUUUAUUCUGUGGUUCUAUAAUAAGUUUUGAUAUAAUCUUGGCUUCUUAAAAACUGUGUAUCCUUAAAAUAUAUGUUCUGCAAGAAUUAAAACUGAGUCCAUGAAAAUACCAUAGGAAGACAUAAAACUUUAAAAGGCAACUCAAAGGUGAUGGAAACGCACUUACAAGUGGUGACCAAAAAUUUUAGGUGAAGUUGAGCACUCUUUAAUUUGAGAACUGGAGGAACCACACACAACACUUAACUUCCCCUACCCUGCCCCCCCCCCCAAAAAAAGACACCAUGACAAACCUAGCUUUUUAAAAAUAUUUUAAGAAAGAGAAUGAACUGUGGAAUUUAUUGGCAGCCAAGGAAUGUGUCCAAGACACGUGCUGAGGUUUUGAAUAAAAAGUGAACUUUUGUAAUUUGAAUUGGGUCCCGCUUAGUUCUUGAAUUGUUAUGAAAAUCCUAUAUCUGUUUGUAUAUUUGCAAACCCUUUGUAUUAUAAUUGUUGAUAUUUUCCCUUUUUAAAAAAUACCAUUGAAAUCAGCAUGACAAAAUAACACUGUUGGCACUUAUAGGUAACGUGAUUGAUUCAGUAUCUUAGAGUUUACAGUUUGUGUUUUAAAAAAAAACUGAAGGUUUUUUUUUUUUAAGUGCAACAUUUCUGUAUACUGUAAAAGUUAUAAUAACUGAACUGUUUGGUCGAGUCUUUGUGUGUUAUAUUCCAAGGAAAAUUGAAAGUAUUCAGAAAUUAAAAUAUUAUUUGAUAUCUGAAA
This is a messenger RNA of Acinonyx jubatus (cheetah), 2848 nucleotides long. It is a transcript of the gene NR2F2, whose product is annotated as nuclear receptor subfamily 2 group F member 2. Gene Ontology annotation, molecular function: retinoic acid binding; zinc ion binding; RNA polymerase II cis-regulatory region sequence-specific DNA binding. NCBI's taxonomy places the organism in Eukaryota, Metazoa, Chordata, Mammalia, Carnivora, Felidae. The record is from RefSeq and is a predicted model, not a curated record. The transcript has 3 exons. Bases 796 to 1641 code for a protein of 281 amino acids. Gene Ontology annotation, biological process: anatomical structure development; cell differentiation; negative regulation of transcription by RNA polymerase II.